GUUCAGCUCUGAACCUGGACAACCCCUUUAAUGAUGGAGUUUGCUGUCAUCGCCGUUCCCAGUCAUUGCAGUCGAGUGUGUGCUGUUUGGUGCAGCUAGCACCUGCUGUGUAUGGGGCAGGCUCACCGCCACAGUCCGCAUUGUCUCAGCGCCACAUAGUGAGUGGGCACAACGCCGCCUGCGUGGUCCGGCUUAUCCUAAAACCCAGUGACAGCUCAUCCUUUCUAUAUGGCCCCUUCUCUCUCUGUACAGGGAAUGAAUGGGUCAUUAGGUAAGGACCUUACUAGAGUGAAGACAGGCCAGCAGCCAGCAGUGAUGGAGGAAGGCAGCAGUAGCCUCACUCUCUCUCACUGAGGGGCUGGUCAGGAGCACGGAGCACUGUGUGAGGAGGAGGCGGGGCCAGGACCGCAGCACCGCAGACUGGCACAGUGAGAGGCAGGACGCUGCAUGGCCGGGCUAAUCAUAAGGCAGCCGCCCGGGACGGUUGGGACCUAUGCGGUAAUGUCUGCGGUGUGAACGCUCCGCUGUGUGUGCGCGGCCGCAGCUUCCCCCCCCAUAUCCUCUGCCUCCGGCUUCGGGGAGGAGCAGUGAGGAUAGGCGGGGACGGUACAGCAGCAGACACCGCCCGGAAACCACCAAGGAAGACCCAGGGUGAAAUCCUGAGAUUGCCCGGCGCUGGCGCAGGAACUAACGGAUCCCGCCCGGCAGAGCCCUCGUUGUCCGGCCGCACUCCGGCGCCCCCGCCCUGCAUGACCCUGGCCGCGGUAUAACGCGCCCCGCUGACCUUGUCACCCCCGCCCCACCAUGUCUGCCUCCAAGAGCCUCCAGCAGUGGUGCUCCCAGCAGUGUGCCGGCUACCCCGGGGUCCGCAUCUCCGACCUCAGCUCCUCGUUCCGCGAUGGACUGGCUUUCUGCGCCCUUAUUCAUCGUCACAGGCCUGACCUCAUAGACUUUGAUUCACUGUCAAAAGAGAACGUCUUGGAGAACAAUCGCUUGGCUUUCGAAGUGGCAGAACGCGAGUUGGGAAUCCCAGCGUUACUCGAUCCAGAAGACAUGGUGUCCAUGAAAGUGCCAGACCGGCUUAGUAUUAUGACCUACGUAUCCCAGUACUACAACAAUUUCCGUAACUCUAACCCAGGACUCCCUCAGCUAAAACAAACUUCCCCAGCAGAACCUGUUCAUGGCCAAGACAUGGCUCCCCAGGAUAAACUGGAACCUACCAGUGCCGCCACCCGUGUGGCUCCUAGCAGCACCUGUGCCUUAUGCCAGCAACAUGUGCACCUUGUGCAGCGUUACCUAGCAGAGGGAAAGCUUUACCACCGGCAGUGCUUCCGGUGUAAGGAAUGCUCUGGUACUCUACUUCCUGGUUCAUACCAGCCUGGUCCUGAGACUGGCACAUUUGUGUGCACCCAUCACUACCGACCACGGGCAGGCACCAGCAGUCCUGAGUCUGUGGAAAAAGGCUCUGUGGAAACCAAGGUCUUGUCUCCACCAAAGCCACGCUUACCACCAAAGCCACCUCUUCCCAACAAACCACAGAAAGAACCUGAUGUUGACUCCAUAUCAGACACACCACCAGUGGCAGCACCAAGAAGAAGUGAUGUAAACCCGCAACCUCUGCCACGAGCUCGAUCUGUCGCUGGGCAAAGCCCAGUGAGGCCAACAAGUGUUAUAAAUGGUGACCAGCAAGUGAUGACUCCACCAGUCCCUAAACCAAGAGGCAGAAGAAGGUCUUCAGAUGGGGACGAGAAGGGAACACGACAUAAGGAUCCACCUUGGAUUUCCUUGGUAGCAGCAUCUGAGCCUAAAAAACGAGCUGCCCCACCUCCCCCGCCUGCAGUACGAAAGCAGGAUGAUUUGGAACAGAAUGCCAAGUCACCGCAAGAUGAAGCCAACGAUUGCUCUUUGACAUCCAAACACUACAAUCCAUUUGAGGAAGAAGAUGAAGUAGAAGAGGAAAGUGAAAAUACUUUAAAACCAGGCCAUCCCUGGUAUGGAAUUACCCCAACCAGCAGCCCAAAGAGUCGAAAAAGGCCGGCACCUAAAGCACCAAAUGCUUCUCCUUUGGCUCACCAUUUUGGUCAUCUUAAUUCUCGGCUGUCUCAUUCAGAGCCUCCUUCAAGCAGCCCUUCACCAGCUUUAAGCACAGAGAGCCUUCCUACGGAUCCGUCCACAAAAGAUCAUGAGUCAGAAAGUGUCCCUAAGAGUUCUUCAGAACCAACUAUUCACUCGCCCACUCCAUCUGGACCACCAAAUGAAGGGAGCUCAGAUUUUCUCAAUCAUUCUACAAACAAUAGCCAUGAUGAUCCUAGUCAUUUAUCAACCAACACCAGCCUUUCCUCGUCAGGUGACCUAGCCAGUACUAGUGAGGUACAUGAAAGCCUUUCCCCCGAAAAGAGAGACUCCUCCUGUGAUAGCCUCCGAACCAGUCCAAGCAGACCAGCCCCACAACCCCCUGAUCCAGAUAAAAGUGCAGCUUCAGAAGCCAAACCGCAACCAAAGGCUUCAUGUAAAGAGAACCCCUUCAAUAGAAAGUCCUCUCCAGUCACCUCUCCUGCUAUCAGAAAAAGCAAGAAAGGUCCAAAACCUGCUCGUCCACCAGCUCCAGGACACGGCUUCCCUCUUAUCAAACGCAAGGUUCAGGCUGAUGACUACAUUCCAGAAGAUGAAAUUCAAAUGGAGAUGGAGGCCAUUGAGAUAAGACUAGAUGCGCUUGAACUUAGAGGAGUGGAGCUUGAGCAAAAGCUUCGCAAGCUGGAGGCAGAGUCGGAAGAGGACAGUUUGUUGGUGGAUUGGUUCAAACUUAUCCAAGAGAAGCAAACACUGGUACGCCGAGAAUCUGAGCUCGUGUACACCAUGAAGCAGCAGAGUCUUGAGCAGCGUCAAGCUGAUGUUGAAUAUGAACUUCGUUGCCUUCUCAAUAAACCAGAGAAAGACUGGUUGGAUGAAGAUAAGGAAAGAGAGCGGGUACUAAUGCAGGAGCUGGUGACGCUCAUUGAGCAGAGAAAUGCCAUUGUCAAAUGCCUAGAUGAAGACCGGCAAAGGGAGAAAGAGGAGGACAAGUUAAUAGAAGCAAUGAUCCAAAGGAAAGAUUUUCACAGAGAUUGUUAUAAGAAGAAGAAAGGUAAAUUCAAACCUAUGAAAGUCCUCAAGCUUUUGUCUCCAAAGCAAGAGGGAAAAACAAAGAGCCCAAAGGACAAAACAAAGAGCCCAAAGGACAAAACUCGGGAGCAGGAGGAGGGGGCCAAGAGGUAGAUGCUGGAUGCUGACUCCAUCUUUGUUGUGCCUGCCCUUCCAUUGUGCUGACUGUCUCACCAUGCACAGUAAAGGAGUCUCCUUGUACCACGCGACCUAGAACCCCAGUGAGUCAUUAUAUGGCAGAUGACGCAGCACGGAGGUGGUAAUAAGUCACAUACAGUCAUGUGCAGCGACUGCCCACCAAAAACUGCUUCUCCACCCUUAGACCUCGGUUCUUUCUAGAGCUUGAAGUAAAGUGAGUUGGCACUGCUUAGAGAACUUCUAUAUCUGAGAUUUCCCCCAGCACAUCUCUACAUUUCUGUUCUUGCUUAUAAAAACGGAAUAACUACAGAAGUGAAUAAUUUUAAUCUCCAAUUAAUUUAAUCCGUAAAAGUUGAUGAUUGCCACAUAAAUGUGUCCCAGUUCCAACCGCAAUUCUUUACAUAGACCAAAAAAGUUUUACUCCCAAGUAGCGUCCUGCUAGUCUUCAUUACGUUGCGCUCAUUGAUAUCAACGGGUUGCCCGAGAAAUACAUUGGCGCGCUAAUGGGUCAAAAAGGAGAGAGACGACGUUUGCGAAGUUUUGUGAAUGCGGCUUAUUUUUUUUAAAUUAAAAAGUCACAAGUGCCUCUAUUUACGCCGCCCUCAACACUUCUUUUCCAAAAGGGACGUAAAAGGGCUGAGAAUUUUUUUUUUCUCUCUUAAUUUAUGCCGGUUUUCUGGUGCAAAUGAAGCCAGAAAUCUACGGCAGCUCUGAGCGCGUACGGACUGCUGGAGGAUGCGCCUCGUCAUAAAUGUGCAUUCUCGUGCAGGGGAUAUCAAAACUGGCGCACAAAUUGGGAGAGAUUUAUCAAAACUGGUGUAAGGGAAAACUGGCUUAGUUACCCACAGUGACCAAUCAGAUUCCACCCUUCAUUUUCCAAAGGAGCUGUGAAAAAUGGAUUUCCUUUGCACCCGUUCUGGUAAAUCUCCAUUAUUUGUAUGGUCCUAAUUGGUUGUACUGCUCAAGCUAUUGGUCUGUCUAUGGUGGCCUCGGUUUGUGUAGAUAGAAGAUUGCAUGCAGAUUCAUAAAAUGGCAUCACAAGACUGGCCAAUAGCUCCAUUCACUAGACUGGUGACCUCUAGUAGUAAGUGCCAGCAGAACGAUGAUCAAUAGGGGAAAACUGAUGGUGUAAAGUCAUGGCUUUCUCUGUUGCCAUGGGAAUUAAAAUGAUAAUCGCACUUCUGACUUUUUAUAGUGUGAGAUCCCUAUUAUAUACAUUCCUUUCAUGUUUUCCUAAAUGAAUUGAGUCAUUCCACAUAGGCUGCCAUCAGUGUGUCCUAUAGCCGACGUGAUUUGACCAGCUUACGUGUAGGGUUUCCACAUGGGUUUCUGCCUUGUACUCCAGUGUUCUCCCACAGUCCCUAAAUGCCUAGGUCACUUGGCUUCCUGUGAGUGCUUGACGUACAAAAAGUGACUGGCCAUAGACCCUAGAGGGAAAUUUCCUGGUGGGCCGAUGCCCAGGAGGCCUCCCGAGUCCUGCUCACAGCUGCCAGCGGGGUACAUAAUGAUCAGAUACUUUCAGCAUUAAUUAAUGCUGCUUUCCUAACUCAACUGUAUCGACCUCCUUAGGACGGUGAUAGAGUAGUAUACUGUGGUGAGGGUGACGGUAUUUUGUGCAGUACUGUGGUAAUUGGUUCCGCCGAGGUAGUAUUAUGUGCUGCACUGCUGUAUUUGGUUCUGCUAGGGCGGUAUUUUGUGCUGCACUACAUUGCAGGCCCCGCUUACUUGUGUUGUCCUGCCUUCUGUGAAUUUGGACCUGCCUACCACACGGGGCCACUUUUAGGUUUAUUUCCAGGGCCACUUUAAGUUCCCAGUCCACCCAUGGCGAUCCCCUUGCAGAGAGGGACUGAUGGGCGUUCUGCACUUAGGAACUUACACUAGAAAAAUGACAGGUAAUAAUAAAUAGAUUAAUGCAUACUGUCUCGGGUAAAUUGCUGCCGCCAUCUAGUACACGCUGCUCGGAUAUUAAACCGUUUGCCUUAUAAGAGCUUAGGAGAAGCAAGCUUUUUCACAAGUGGUUGGCCGUAAGCAAAUGUAACCAGCUGAAAUACCGUAGGUUUCUGCCGCCUUUCUCUAGACUGCUGUAGUAAAGGAAACAAAUAAGUUACAUACAACAGGCUUCCCCAACACUGGGAGAGCAAGCCUCCGAAAAUAUCUGCAUUGUCCGGUCUUCAUUGGGGCGCAGACCCCUUCACUCUGUGCCAUGUCAUUUUACUUCAAUCGUCCUCCUUAUGAGAGCUGUACCAGAACAAGUUCUGCCGAUCGCUGCUUAGCAGGAGCUGCCUAUGGAAAAAGUUGAGGCCAAUUUAAUGAUAUGUUAUGGAGCCAAAUGAAUAAUGAAACGCUGUGUGUACCGCAAUGUGGCUGCACUACGGUUCCUCACUGUGAAGGCACAGCCAUGGCUAAACCUUAACAUUUGCUCUGUGAGCACUGCUUCUUUAGCCACAAAACUAUGCAUAUUUCAUUCCAGAGUCAGCAUUCAGUUUUAUUUUCUUAAAAAAUAAAAUAAAAAAAGGGUCUGCAUUUUGCCAAAAACAGCACACCCGCCCUUGAGAUGCAUCUGGUAUUGCGGCUCAUUCCUAUUUACUUGGAUUGCACUACAAUACCAGGCACAGCCUGUGGGCAGGGGUGGCGCUGUUUCUGGAAAAAUUGCAGACAUUUGUUUCUUUUCCAAUCCCAGACUAAUGAAACAUUACAACAUAGAAUAAUUUACCGCAUUUUUUUUUAAUUUUAAGAUACAAAUAUUAAGAGAGUGCACAGGUUUUAAUAGCUGAGGAAUGUAGCUUUUAUUCGCGGGAUUGGUACCUUAACUCAGACUUCAUUGUUCAGUGCCAAUAUAUAUUUGGUAUGUGACAAAUGAAUGUUGUCUUGUCAUAUCUGCCCAGGCCCGCAGGGCUCGUCUCCACCAGUGCCAUUAGUAUGUGUACAUUGCCCAUCUCCUUCUCUCUGUGAGUCAGCCUGUAAGUGCCAAGGGUGCUCAAUGUGAAAGAAGUUCCUCUGUCAUCACUGCCCAGCAUGCAGUGAUGCCCCCUUCACCAGCUUGUGGUAACACUGUAUGGCCUGGCACUUAGCUCUGUUACACUGACCUUGCUUUGUUGCUGCCUGUUUGUGGUUAUUUUUAUAACUAUUAAAUUAUUGCACUGUUUGUAACUGUUUGGAAAAAGAGCCUUCUGUAUCAGAAUAAAGAAACCUGCUAUAUAGUGAG
This is a messenger RNA of Bufo gargarizans (Asiatic toad), 6484 nucleotides long. It is a transcript of the gene MICALL1, whose product is annotated as MICAL like 1. Lineage: Eukaryota; Metazoa; Chordata; Amphibia; Anura; Bufonidae. Gene Ontology annotation, molecular function: protein binding. The record is from RefSeq and is a predicted model, not a curated record. Bases 805 to 3255 code for a protein of 816 amino acids. The transcript is spliced from 16 exons.